UUUUUUGUAUUUUUUUUUCUACCUAAUACCACGUCAUUAGAGAUACGCCCUGAGAAUUGAGAGAACCGAAACAUUCUCGAAUCCAAAUCAGAAAACUCAUCUGAGCUUCUUUUCUUCAAUUUUGGAGCGAAUAAUCGAUUCAUCGUGUGGCUCUUAUUUCUGAGACGAAGCGAGAGAUAUGGAUUGGGACAACGUAGCUGCUGAGGAUGUGAUCGAGGCGUUGAGAGAAGUUGAAUGGUCGACGCCUCCUCGUUCGUUCGGCGAGUUCUUCUCUAGAUUCGCAUUCCCUCGCUCUUUCUCUAAAUGGAAGAGCCGUCUCAAAUGCAAUCUCUACUACUAUAGGACGAAUUACUUCAUCCUGAUGAUUUUCGUUCUGGGUCUUGCGCUUAUUACAAGACCAUUGGCUAUUGUGGGUGCUGCUUUCACAGCCUUGAGCAUAGCUUUCCUUAACGACAGUUUUGCAGCUACUUUUAAUGAGAAGUUUAUAAGGACUAUUAGGCAUUUCUCUCCACAUCUAGCAGCAAAAAUGAGGCCUCCCCACAUGCCUGUCAUCCGUGGAAGAUCAGCAGCAAGAAAGACGGUAUACGUAUGUGGGAAACCACGUUGGGUAUUCGUUGUUAUUUUCCUAACAGCCAGUCUUGUCAUGUGGUUUUCUUCCUGCGGUUUGUUGUGGGUCCUCUAUGCACUUCUCACUUCCCUCGUCGUGAUUGUUCUUCACGCAAGCGUGAGAACUCCAAACCUCAAGGCACGCUUGAACACAUUCCGAGAAGAAUUUCGGGCUGUCUGGCGUAACUACAGUGAACUCUAAGUCACAGGUCGCUACACAAUCCAGAAGCAAACCUAGCAGCCUUAAGAAUCUAGCCAUCUAGGCCGUUAGUCUGAAGUGAGCAUCCCUUUGUUUUGUCAGAUUAUAGUAGAUACAGCUCUCAGUUUCAUGGUUAAGAUGGGUUAUUGGCUGUUCAAUCGCAGACAUAAUAGAUUCACUUGAAAAACAGGACAUACUUGACCAAGUUACUUCUAAUUGGUGUGUAGUGAUGUUCAUCCUUUUCAAA
Molecule: messenger RNA, 1052 nt
Organism: Eutrema salsugineum
Lineage: Eukaryota; Viridiplantae; Streptophyta; Magnoliopsida; Brassicales; Brassicaceae
Product: PRA1 family protein A2
Exons: 7
Coding region: 179-808 (209 amino acids)
Cellular component (GO): membrane
Source: RefSeq, a predicted model, not a curated record